Pelobates fuscus (common spadefoot toad) is the source of this 2244-nucleotide messenger RNA. It is a transcript of the gene PLK1, whose product is annotated as polo like kinase 1. Gene Ontology annotation, molecular function: protein binding; protein serine/threonine kinase activity; ATP binding. The coding region runs from base 152 to 1939 and encodes 595 amino acids. The transcript has 10 exons. The record is from RefSeq and is a predicted model, not a curated record. NCBI's taxonomy places the organism in Eukaryota, Metazoa, Chordata, Amphibia, Anura, Pelobatidae. Gene Ontology annotation, biological process: protein phosphorylation; mitotic spindle organization. Gene Ontology annotation, cellular component: nucleus; spindle pole; centrosome.
UUUUAAAUCGCAGCGACCAAUCAGCGACUUGCAUUCUGCUUCAAAACUAACGGCGGCAGCAGGGCCGGGAGCAGAGGGAUUAAAGGGCUCAAGGAGUAGCAGCACGUCCGGACAGGAGUCCCAGCCUCUCCCAGCAAUCCGCACCGCAUUCAUGGCUCUCAUACCCGGCAAGGUCCCGGCCCCGGAGAUGGGGAAACCCCCCGGACUCCCGGUCACCUCCACGGUCAAAGAGAUCCCCGAGGUCCUGGUGGACCCCCGCACCCGCCGCCGGUACAUGCGAGGCCGCUUCCUCGGCAAAGGGGGCUUCGCCAAGUGCUAUGAGAUCACCGACCUGGAGAGCCGGGAGGUGUUCGCCGGGAAGAUCGUCCCCAAGACCAUGCUGCUCAAACCGCACCAGAAGGACAAGAUGACCAUGGAGAUCGCCAUCCAGCGCAGCCUGGACCACAAACAUGUGGUGGGCUUCCACGGCUUCUUCGAGGAUAACGACUUUGUGUUCGUGGUGCUGGAGCUCUGCAGGCGGAGGUCCUUGCUGGAGUUGCAUAAAAGGAGGAAAGCAGUGACGGAACCCGAAGCUCGCUAUUACCUGAGACAGACCAUCUUAGGAUGUCAGUAUUUGCACAGCACCCGAGUCAUUCACAGAGACCUCAAGCUUGGAAAUCUCUUCCUGAAUGAUGAAAUGGAGGUGAAAAUAGGUGACUUUGGAUUGGCAACCAAAGUGGAAUUUGAUGGUGAAAGAAAGAAAACACUAUGUGGAACCCCAAAUUAUAUUGCUCCCGAAGUACUGGGCAAGAAGGGACACAGUUUUGAAGUGGAUAUCUGGUCCCUCGGUUGCAUCAUGUACACACUAUUGGUCGGAAAACCUCCUUUUGAGACUUCAUGCCUGAAAGAGACUUACCUGAGGAUUAAAAAGAAUGAAUACACUAUUCCCAAGCACAUUAAUCCUGUGGCAGCUGCACUCAUUCAGAAGAUGUUGCGGUCAGAACCAACAUCCAGACCCACCAUAGAUGACCUAUUGAAUGAUGACUUCUUCACUACUGGCUACAUUCCCUCUCGUCUUCCUACUACCUGUCUGACUGUACCCCCCAGAUUCUCCAUUGCACCCAGCAGCAUUGAUCCUAGCUUCAGGAAACCACUCACAGCUAUUAAUAAAGGUCAAGACUCUCCGCUGGUGGAGAAGCAAACCGCCCCAGGGAAGGAUGAAGACUUCCAGCAGCCAGAGUCCACAGAACCUGCUGACUGUUACCUGUCAGACAUGCUGACACAACUGACAAGUGUCAAUGCAGCCAAGCCGUCGGAGAAGCCCUUGAUUAGACAAGACGAAGCUGAAGAUCCAGCCUGCAAUCCCAUAUUCUGGGUCAGCAAAUGGGUGGAUUACUCAGACAAGUAUGGCCUGGGAUAUCAGCUCUGCGAUAACAGUGUAGGAGUAUUAUUCAAUGACUCUACGCGGUUGAUAAUGUACAAUGAUGGUGACAGCCUACAGUAUAUCGAGAGAAAUAAUGCAGAGUCCUACCUUAAUGUGCGCACCUACCCUCCAUCCCUAACAAAGAAGAUCACACUGCUUAAAUAUUUCCGUAACUAUAUGAGCGAACACCUGCUGAAAGCUGGUGCCAAUAUCCGUCCAAGAGAUGGCGAUGAGCUGGCUCGUCUUCCUUAUCUGAGGACGUGGUUCCGUACACGGAGUGCAAUUAUCCUUCAUCUGAGCAACGGCACGGUCCAGAUAAACUUCUUCCAGGACCACACGAAGAUUAUCCUAUGCCCUCUGAUGGCUGCUGUGUCCUACAUAGACGAAAAACGUGAAUUUCACACCUAUAAACUAAGCCUUAUUGAGGAAUUUGGUUGCUGCAAGGAGCUUGCCAGCCGUCUGCGCUAUGCUCGUACCAUGGUAGAAAAACUACAGAGCUCCAAGACUGGAGCUGUACAUGUGAAGGCCCCAGCAUAGCCUGGAAGGACUACCAAAUCAUGGACACUGUCUCUCCUUGGCAUGGGGCUUGAAAACCCCUUCACUCAUUUUGCUGGCCCAAAUUGCAUAGGGAGAGUUAGUACCGGUCCCUUGUGAAUGUUUUUUAAAAAAACACCAUUGUGCCAACAGACUGUAAAGUCAACUCUGCAGGACUUUCUCUCCAUGUAAUCACAAGUUGGGUAUCUCUUCAGCGCUCUAGAAACCUGUCCUGUUUCCUUUUCAAUGUCUCUACAGUAAUGUCCGGUUUUUAAUGUAAAAUAAACUUUAAAGCUUUUGUAUAUUAA